This is a messenger RNA of Fusarium subglutinans, 1971 nucleotides long. RefSeq names its product subtilisin. Gene Ontology annotation, biological process: proteolysis. The record is from RefSeq and is a predicted model, not a curated record. The coding region runs from base 1 to 1971 and encodes 656 amino acids. The transcript is spliced from 6 exons. Gene Ontology annotation, molecular function: serine-type endopeptidase activity. NCBI's taxonomy places the organism in Eukaryota, Fungi, Ascomycota, Sordariomycetes, Hypocreales, Nectriaceae.
AUGCCAGACGAACCUAGCUCUUCUGACCGUGCAGGAUUGCUCUACGCUGUAUUCCUCCGCCUGAGUCCUGAUGCCAACACGAACGCUGAUCUCAUUCCAAAUGCUCUUACGAGCGAUGAUUUUGCUUCCUGGGUAAAGAUAGAUGAGCAGAUCAUUUCAAAGACGAUCAGGGCGACCCGCCACGAAAUUACAGCUAUCCGACGACGGCCUGAUUUCGAGCGUGUUGUGGCAGGCGCAUACGUGAUUCGUCCUGUUGACCGCGAAAACCAAGAACAGUGUGCCGAGACAAGCGCGUCUCUCGCGAGACUCCUUGGGGAGCACAAUUACGAAUCAAUUUUUAGUCAUCGAGAUGGCAAAUUGCAGAAAUGGAGUGCAGACUUGUCCAACGAACAAGUAGCACAAGUUAAGGCUCUCAAUGGAGUGAAGGGCCUCGGACCCAUUCACAGAGGGAGGAGGUGUCGUCUGGGUAUAAAACCAACCCACGGCCUAGAAUCUCAAGCACAGCAAGAGAUUCUAUAUGAAACGCAAUUAGAUGCUCCCACGGAGUUGGUAGCUGUUAGUCAGCCAAGGCGCUUACUGAAGAAGGAAUUCCGGAAUGUUGCCUCACAACACCUUGUUACUGACCUGGCUGUACAACACGGAGAUAAGCCUUGGUUCGAUGAUGAUGAUGAAGGCGAGGACGACGAGGACAUGCAUUCACAUGGAACGUGUGGCGCCGGCAAAGCACUUGGAACUCAAUUUGGUGUUUCCAAGAAAGCCACGCUUAUCGUUGUUAGAAUGCAUGAAGUCACCUCUAAAGAAUUCGACGCAGCGCUGAAACUUAUCCUAGCGGACUUGGAAGAUCACCCUGAGCGCCGAAAAAGGAGCGUCGUCACAAUGUCGUUGACGCUGGGCCAAGGCUGGGAGGAAGAUGACAAUUUGCAAGACUUCACAGACCUUUUCCAAGAUCUAUUCGCCAUGGAUGUUCCAUUAGUUUGUAUAUCCGGUAACAUCGAAGAAGGUUUCGAAGAGCCUGAUAUAGAUGAGUAUCCCCCGUUAAUGGAAGGGCCUGACUUGCCACUGAUCGUGGUGGGCUCGGUGGAUUCUACCGGGAAACUGUCCGACUUCUCGAAAGGUGGCCCUCAUGUAACUCUACAUGCAGUUGGCGAUCCAAUUGAGUGUUUGCCAAGAGACAGCAAGGAUCCAGUCGAAAGAGCAGGAACAUCAUAUGCCGCACCACAAGUCGCCGGUGAGAUCGCGAAUCUUCUCUCGUACGACACAGUCCCCUUUGAUACCAGCGACGGGAACCUCGUGAAGAAUCUCAAAGCUUACCUUCAGUCGGAUGCAGCCAGUUGGGAGCGGUACCCCGGCAUUCGUGUACUCUGGAACGGGGUACGAGAGGAGGAUAACCCGAAAGAAACCGUUAAGUGCAAUGGCCUUGAAACCGACAGGUACAUUGAGCGGGAAGAAGUCAAGCAUCUGAUCGAGGAUGAGUUUUGCCCUGAGGUCAGUAGUUCGCUUGAUCUUCGCCCACAAGGUUCCGCGAUUUCACGGAUAUACAACAUGGAUACCCCGAACAAGGUCACGCUGUCUGUGAGCCUGAUUCAAGGUGACAGCGUAAGUGACUGUGUUAAAUACCUCAUGAUGACUGUGGACGACUGUUACCGUGUUGAUAAUGACCCCUCCGAUUACAAAGGCGGUGGCCUAACCAUUGUUGGCGACGCUACCUACGAAGUAUACCCUGGUUCUUUGCGAUCACCCUCCAGGUACGGCAAGCAGGCUGGUUGCGACAGCACAUAUAAGUUCACCUUCAACGAGUAUUGGGUAUGGGGCCACGGCUGGGCAAGCUCAGACCAUGGCGAGAGGCUCAAGAAAGAGAUCACGGGCUGCGCACUCCUGCCUGACACAUGGAAGUUCACCUAUGGUAUCGGUGAAGACGGUCUUGGGAAGACAUCGGGCAUUGACGACUUUGGGUGUGCAGGAUCUGGUUAG